AUGGAUGGGGUCUCGAACUAUAACGCUUUUUUGGCUGUUCAUAAACCGCAACUUGUCCUUUCGGGAGUACCUGAACAUUACUGGCAUACGCUAUGUAAAAAACUGCAAGACCAGAUUUUUGACUCUGGCUUAGCCUUUCAACUAGUCCAAAUUGAUUACGAAGAUAGCGAAAGACGACCAUAUGACCCUUUAUGGAGUGUAAUGGCAAUAUGCGAUAUAGAUGUCAAUGAUCCGACUCAUAUUUAUCUCAUUGAUCAUGCAUGGACAUUUAAAGUUAACAACAUCAAAGCUAACUUGAGAAAUGUGCCCAGUCUGUUAGAAAGAAUGUGUAAUUUGAUGCAAAUCUCUUGUGAUGGAACUGAAGAGAAAAUUGAAGAAGUUGCAAAGUGUGUAUGGAAAUAUGCAAACACAUAUUCUAUUGCCGGUGAUGAAUUUUCAGUUGAAGAUAGAGUACCUGUUUGGUACAUUAUGGAUGAAUUGGGUUCUGGAAUUACACAUUCCGACAACCCAAAUUUUCGGGCAGUCCCUUUUAUACAUGUGCCUACGCAGAUAACAUUUACCAUUCUCUUCCCUACCAAAGAUAUUGAAGAAGGAGAUACUAUUACAAGGAAUUUUGUAGAAGGUCAAUAUCAAGAUCCUCUGCAAAGAGAGGCAAUGCUCAUUCCAUGGAAAUGCUACGAGCACUUUGAUGAUGAUUUUACUCAGGAAGAACCAAACAGAAAAUAUUUUUUGGAGGGUCACUUGGUUGAAUCACUGCCAGAUUUGAAUAACUUGGAAAACAGAAAUAUUUCAGAUCAACCCUUGAAGGUAUUUUCAGAAUAUAGAAUUAUAAAUGAACAUCUCACAUCAAGUCACUUUGAAAUUGUUGAUAAUGAGAAUGAUGCUGAUAUUUUGUGGUUCACUAGUCAUUUUAAAGCUUUUAAGGAAUUAAGUAUUGAUUUUCCUAAUAAGUUUGUUAACCAAUUUCCAUUUGAAUAUGUUUUCACAGUAAAAGAUUUAUUAGCAAUUGUGGCAAGAAGGUGUUCAGAUAAGAAAGUUAACAUGUCUCAGUUAGGGACAAGCCCAUUAUGGCUACCUACUACAUUUAAUAUGAAAACUGAACUACCAAAAAUGGUUGCUUAUUACAUGCAAAGAAAAAGACUUGGUUUAGAUAAUCACUGGAUCUGUAAACCAUAUAACCUUGCGAGGAGUCUUGACACAUACAUUACUGAUAAUUUAGACUUUCUUUGUCAUUUGCCAUUGACAGGUCCAAAGAUAGCUCAAAAGUAUAUCGAAGCACCUGUGCUCUUUCAAAGACCAGACAUAGGAGCAGUAAAGUUUGAUUUGCGUUAUGUAAUAUUGUUGAAAUCAGUUAAUCCUACAGAAGUCUACAUUUACAACAACUUUUUCUUGAGAUUUGCUAAUAAAGCAUUUGAAUUAUGUGAUUUUGAUGAUUACGAAAAACAUUUUACUGUUAUGAAUUAUGCAGAAGGUGUUUCCUUGUAUAGACUGUUAUGUGAUGACUUUAAGAGGGCGUGGUCUGAACAAUAUGGUGAUUUUAAAUGGAGUGAAGUGGAGAAAUCAAUUUUUGAAAUGUUUAAAGACCUAUUUGAAGCUGCAACUUCUAAGCCCCCACCUUUUGGAAUAGCACAGAGUCCUCAGUCAAGAGCACUUUAUGCAGCUGACAUAAUGCUUUCCUGGCAUGAACACAAUGGAGAGAAAACAAUACAACCCAAGCUUCUGGAAGUCAAUUGGAUGCCAGACUGUAAUAGAGCUUGUGACUACUAUUCAGAUUUUUAUAAUGACAUAUUUUCACUUCUUUUUCUUAAUAAACAAGUAGACACUUGCACACAAAUAAUUUAA
Pieris macdunnoughi is the source of this 1842-nucleotide messenger RNA. The record is from the annotation of a GenBank genome assembly. NCBI's taxonomy places the organism in Eukaryota, Metazoa, Arthropoda, Insecta, Lepidoptera, Pieridae.